AUGGAAAACUAUAGAAGACGAAUAGGCUUGGCCCAAGCAGUAGUGAAUGUCUCAAACAAAAUUUGGGCUUUCAUUGAUGAAGCUUUUAAUGUGGAUAUUUUGUAUAACACGACACAACAGAUUACACUGAGAUUAUUCCAUACAGAAACACAUGUCGAGCUCACUCUCACAUUGGUAUAUGCAAAAUGUGAUGUUAUUGAAAGAAUAGAAUUGUGGGAUUCACUCUAUGCAAUGGCUUCUGACAUGACAGUACCAUGGCUUGUGGGAGGUGAUUUUAAUGUAAUUUGGGAUGAGGAGGAGAAAUUUGGUGGAUUACCUAUAUCAUUAAAUGAGGUUGAUGAUUUUAGGCACUGCAUCAAUACAUGCAAUUUGACUAAUUUGGGCUUCAAAGGGAGCAUUUACACAUGGUGGAAUGGUAGAUCAGAGGAAGACUGUAUUUUUAAGCGGCUGGAUAGAUGUCUUGGUAACAUAGAAUUUCAACUGACUUUCCUAGGGGUGGAGGUGUCACAUUUGUCUAAAAUUGGAUUUGACCAUUGUUCUAUGCUAUUAAAAUGUGAUACUGAGUCUCUCACUAUCAAGAAAUCAUUCAGAUUUCUUAACUUCUGGGUACAACAUGCAUCAUUUAAAGAUUUGGUAAAGGAAAAUUGGAAGGCUAACUUUGCUGCUAAUCCUUUUGUGACCUUUAAUCAUAAAUUAAAGAAGCUUAAGAAAGCCUUGUCUACUUGGAGUAAAGCUACCUAUGGAGACAUUUUUCAGAAAAUUGCUAGCCUAGAAGAAGUGGUCCUAGUUCAUGAAAGACAAUUUGAGCUUUCUCCUACUCAAAUGAACAGACAAAGGUUGUAUAAGGUUCAAACUGAAAUGAUAAAAUACUUGGCAUUGGAAGAACAGUUUUGGAGACAAAAGGUCGGAAUGGCUUGGUUUAAGGAUGGUGAUCGAAACACAAGAUUUUUUCAUGUGCAAGUUAAUGGAAGAAGGAAAAGAUUAAAACUCACCAGAAUUCAAGACAGCCUUGGAAAUUGGGUGGAAGAGGAAUAUCAGAUUGCAGCAGAAGCAGUAAAAUUAUACCAGGAGCAAUUCAGGGAAGAUACAAUUCCAACAACUUUUCACAUAAUUGAUCAUAUCUCAUCCAUGGUAACUAUGGAACAAAAUGAGAAGUUAAACAACAACCCCACUCUAGAGGAAAUCAAGCAUGCAGUUUUUGGGUUGAAUGGAGAUUCAGCAGGAGGGCCAGAUGGUUUUACUGGACUUUUCUACCAAUCUUGCUGGGAGAUUAUAGGUGAAGACAUUGUGCAGAUGGUAUUAUCCUUCUUCUGUGGACAACAACUUCCCAAAAAAGAAAGAAGCUUAAUAUCAGAGGAGCAAGCAGGGUUUGUGAAGGAUAGAAGCAUAGUGGAAAAUGUUUUGUUAACUCAGGAGAUAGUCACAGAUAUGAAGCUCAAAACUAAAGUUGGUCCUAAUGUUGUGAUCAAACUCCAUAUGACGAAAGCAUAUAAUAGGUUGUCAUGGUUAUUUCUUACUAAAGUGCUGAGGAAAAUGGGAUUCUCUGAAAGGUUUAUUGGAUUGGUAUUUGAUUUGGUUGGAAAUAAUUGGUAUUCAGUUCUAAUAAAUGGAAAGCCACAUGGUUUUUUCAAAUCAUCGAGGGGAGUAAAGCAAGGGGAUCCAUUGUCUCCGACACUUUUUAUUCUGGCUGCUGAAGCUUUGUCAAGGGGAUUGAAUUUGCUGCAUACAAACCUGUACUUUUGUGGCUUUGGAAUGCCUAAAUGGACCCCAAAGUCAAUCAUCUUGCAUACGUAG
Molecule: messenger RNA, 1794 nt
Organism: Nicotiana tabacum (common tobacco)
Lineage: Eukaryota; Viridiplantae; Streptophyta; Magnoliopsida; Solanales; Solanaceae
Source: RefSeq, a predicted model, not a curated record